AUGCAUGGCAGGAAUGGUGAGCUGGGUGCUGUGUGCCAUGUGGCCAAUGCGGUGCACACAUGUAGCAACUGUGCUGCCAGCUGUUCAACGAAGGAGGAAGGGGCCACCGUUGCCUCCACGAUGAGUGUGACGACACAUAAAUACGCCGGCCCUCAUGAAUUGCGGUGGCGUCAAUUUUCUCCCGACGGAACCAUCCAUCCGCCUGCACGGAGCAGCGCUGCUGACCGUACGGGCAUCUGUCAGUUGCCGCCGCCCCGUGAAGGGAAGGAUGACACAAAAUCUGGUGAGACAACUGCGCCGCAAGUUAAUGCUGAGCCGUCACGUCAACACGAGGAUUGGCGACAGUCUGCCGCGGCUGACGGACCCAACACCGUCGAUCGGAGUCCCGCAUCCAACAAGUGUAGGAAAAAGUUUCGCAUUGCAACCGAUCCGAAAGAAAACGUGGCUCCAACACCACCCAAGAGGAGGCCUAGCAUUGCCACGAGUCGGAACAUAGAAAUGGAUCCGAAUGCAUUUGAGACGAUGACUGCGCCCGCCACCGCGUUGAGGAUUUCAGUGGGCUCGAAGGAUGCCCGUGAGAGUGAGGCCGUUGACGGCAGCGGCGAGCACUUUUCUGGGGAAAUUGCGGGAGGAAUGAAUGGUCACAACGUCUCCGGAAAAACAAAGCGGCAUCAAGAAAUGUGA
This is a messenger RNA of Trypanosoma cruzi, 684 nucleotides long. RefSeq lists its product as uncharacterized. The record is from RefSeq and is a predicted model, not a curated record. The coding region runs from base 1 to 684 and encodes 227 amino acids. The transcript has a single exon. Lineage: Eukaryota; Euglenozoa; Kinetoplastea; Trypanosomatida; Trypanosomatidae.